Molecule: messenger RNA, 690 nt
Organism: Lactuca virosa
Lineage: Eukaryota; Viridiplantae; Streptophyta; Magnoliopsida; Asterales; Asteraceae
Source: the annotation of a GenBank genome assembly
AUGAAGAUACAAUCCAACCAUGCUUCCCUGUUGAUCAAGCUUUCGACCCUAAAUUUUCUACUCGUAUUCUCCGCUUCCCAAGAUUUCGAUUUCUUCUACUUUGUUCAACAGUGGCCAGGAUCAUACUGCGACACAAAACAAAGUUGCUGCUACCCGAUCACCGGAAAACCAGCAUCGAACUUUGGAAUCCAUGGACUUUGGCCUAAUAGAAACAAUGGCUCCUAUCCUUCCAAUUGCGACUCUAGCAACCCUUUCGAUGCAUCCAAGAUUUCAGACCUCAGGAGUGAAAUGCAGUCGGAGUGGCCAACAUUAUCGUGCCCAAACAAUGACGGGCUAACUUUUUGGGGUCAUGAGUGGGACAAGCAUGGGACUUGCUCGGAAUCCGUACUCAAUCAACAUGAUUAUUUUGCGAAAACUCUUAGCCUCAAGGACCAAAUAAAUCUUCUCCAUGCUCUGGAAAGUGCGGGGAUUCAACCAAAUGGGGAAAAGUAUAGUCUUAGUAGCAUAAAGAGUGCGAUCAUAGGAGCAAGUGGUUUGACACCAUGGAUCCAGUGCAACAAUGACUCCUCUGGUAACAGUCAAUUGUACCAAAUAUACUUGUGUGUGGACUCGUCCGCUUCUGACUUUAUUGAAUGUCCUGUCUUUCCAUAUGGACAUUGUGAUUCCUCCAUCGAGUUUCCUUCGUUCUAA